This is a messenger RNA of Oncorhynchus mykiss (rainbow trout), 1303 nucleotides long. Its product is annotated as small ubiquitin-related modifier 2. Gene Ontology annotation, molecular function: protein binding. The record is from RefSeq and is a predicted model, not a curated record. NCBI's taxonomy places the organism in Eukaryota, Metazoa, Chordata, Actinopteri, Salmoniformes, Salmonidae.
AUUUUCGAAGAACUGUUUCACCGCAUGAAGAAUUAAAGUCUUCAUUUUAAAGAAUUGCCACAUGUGGUAUGUUCAUAUGCCUGCCCUAACCCACUUGCGCCCAUACAGACGUUGAUUUCCGGCGAGGAAACGCCUAUAAAUAAUCAAACCUCCUGGAAAAUGUCAUUUUACUUUUGUAUUUUUAAGUUUAGUUUCACACCAACAAGCAACACUGGGCACACACACUGUGCACACACACUGUGAAUGCUCAUAAAUGUAACACUGUGCACACACUGAGUGCUCAGAAAUGUAUCGUCAUGGAAAAAGAGCAGCACAGACUGCUCUCCAAACUGGCGCAGAUGGAAGUCGCGCUCCUGCCCAAGCUUCGUGGAGAAAGCGCAAAGUCGCUGAAGUGUAGCAGCCAUGGCAGACGAAAAACCCAAGGAAGGAGUAAAGACGGAGAACAAUGACCACAUCAACUUGAAGGUGGCAGGACAAGACGGCUCAGUGGUGCAGUUCAAGAUCAAAAGGCACACACCUCUCAGCAAACUCAUGAAAGCAUAUUGCGAAAGACAGGGCCUGACGAUUAGGCAAAUCCGGUUCCGGUUUGAUGGUCAACCCAUCAACGAGACAGACACACCAGCACAAUUGGAAAUGGAAGAUGAAGACACAAUCGAUGUGUUCCAGCAGCAAACGGGAGGUUUUCUUCACUAGGGGCCUAUGUUCCCCACCAACACCCCUACCUCCCCUGUCAGCUCGCCUCUACGUUCCCUAAUAAUGUAUUUUCUGAAACUCUGCUUUUGAAUUCCAAGUCGACUUCUAACUCCUAUCCCUAGGCACUUAAUGCCAAUCUGAAAAGAUUGGAUAGGUUUGACCAAUAUGUUAAUACGACUUGCUGUGUUAUAGCCGUACUUCCAAUCCUUUCAGGUCUACAGGAGUUGGGUCAAUUUGGGAUUCAGCAUACCUAGUUCUACACGUGUCAAUACCAUUCAUUCUGAUAUUCACAUAACAUACGGUUGUAUAUUAUUGAGUUUAUUCUGUACAUAAACAUCUGAGCGAGGGCACCCAUUGUCAGAUCCUGUUUCAUGUGCUGAACUAAUCCAGCAAUCAAAGCCUACAAUUCUGGACAAUGUCUUUUGGAAGGUGUGUAAGUUCUUUACAUCUAAUUCACCCGUUUUGAAGAUUGCUGGUCAGACUGUUUUCAGAGAUGGAUUCUUUUUAAUAAUUGUAGAAGUUGUUUGCGAUGCAACUUGUAUUGAUGUUCUCCAAUAAGCCUGCAUUUAAAUCGACUCACAUCUGUUAAAUAAAUUGAUUCUUUUUUAAA